GAGCACCGACAGGCUGACAUCAGCACAAGCGGUUUAUUGUUACCUGAGAUCUGCGUGUUUCUAAAGAAGCCUUCUGAAGGAAUACAUUCCUCUUUUGGAUUUAUAUUUAUAAUUGCAUUAAAGUGAUGGCAGUUACCCAGGCUGGAUGUGACUUGACAUACUGCAAGAUGAGGGGGAUCGUGUCAGUUCUCACCGCUUUCAUUAAAGAAAAAAAGAUGGGCUUAAACGACUUCAUCCAGAAACUGGUCUCCAAUCCUCCCAUUUGUCAACACACUGAGGUUGGUUCCUUCUUAAAAAUCGAUGAGAACCAGAAUGAGGAGCUGGAAGAGAAACACAUGUGUUUGACCAAUCCCAGGAGCUCUUUGGCUGAAGAAACUCAGAUCAAACCUUCUGAUUUUGACUACUUGAAGAUCAUUGGAAAGGGGAGCUUUGGAAAGGUUCUGCUUGCACGGCACAAGGAAAGCGAACAAUACUAUGCAGUGAAGGUGCUGCAGAAGAAAAUCAUUCUGAAAAAGAAAGAACAAAAGCAUAUCAUGGCUGAAAGGAGUGUAUUAAUGAAGAACAUCAAACAUCCAUUCCUGGUGGGGCUGCACUUCUCUUUCCAAACCACAGACAAACUUUACUUUGUGCUAGACUACGUCAAUGGAGGCGAGCUAUUCUACCACCUCCAGCGAGAGAGGGUGUUUCUGGAGCCCAGAGCAAGGUUUUACACUGCUGAAAUCGCUAGUGCACUCGGGUACCUCCACUCCCUGCACAUCGUUUACAGAGACUUAAAGCCAGAGAACAUACUCUUGGACUCUCAGGGCCACAUUGUGCUGACAGAUUUCGGUCUUUGCAAAGAGGGGUUGGAACCCAGCGGAACAACCACAACGUUCUGUGGAACUCCUGAGUACUUGGCACCAGAGGUUCUACAGAAACAAGCGUAUGAUCGUACCGUGGAUUGGUGGUGCUUGGGAUCAGUACUGUUUGAGAUGCUGUACGGACUGCCUCCAUUCUACAGUCGCAACACAGCCGAGAUGUACAACAACAUCCUACACAAGCCUCUAGUUCUGAAGCCCAACGUGUCCAAUGCCGGCCGUGACCUGCUGGAGGGUUUGCUGCACAAGGAUCGAACCAAGAGACUGGGGUCGAAAGAUGAUUUUCUGGAACUAAAGUAUCACUGCUUCUUCUCACCAAUCAACUGGGACGACCUCAUGGCUAAGAAGAUCACACCUCCUUUUAUUCCCACAGUGUCUGGUCCCACUGACCUUCGGCACUUCGAUCCCGAGUUUACCCACUUGCCCGUGUCUACCUCCCUUUGCAACACCGAUUACCUGCACAUCACCAGCAGUGUACGGGAGGCGGCUGGAGCGUUCCCGGGUUUUUCUUAUGGUCCCCCGGCUGAUUUCGCCUUCCAGUAAGGACUUCCGACAUGCACACGCAAACUCCAAGAACGUCCAUUCCAGCUUCACUAAAACCAACGGGAUAGACAGCGGAAACAGAGUCAACCCAGACGAAGGACCAGAGGGUGGGACAAUAAGCUCUUCCAAAGUUUUAGAUCUCAUGUAUGACAUGGAUACAAUCUAGACACCUGUGCAUGUCUAAGAGGAGUAUGGGACGUUUAGAGCCUCGUAGGACACAAACUACUGUAACAACUUCCAGAAAUUAUGCAAGAUAAGUGUGGCAAGAUAAGAAUGCACUGGGGACCUGAGCUCAUAGUGAGCUUAGAAGUGCCUGAGAGGUUCUAUUAUGAUGACAAGGCUGUGGUAAAAAGCCCAACAUUGUAGACUUUGAUGAUGGCACCAGCUACCGGGCAAAAUACCUUCUGUGACCUUUUCACAUUUGAUCAAAGUUUUAGAUAAUGUGUCAUAUGAAACGUUUCUUUUGAUGAUGUUUUAUUUAAUUGUAUUUUCAUGCAUCAUUGCACAGUGGAGGUAAAGGAUCAAGAGAAGUACAAAAUACAUGGAUGGUUUGAAUGGGGAUUAUUAUAAAUCAACCCCAACUUGUACAAGAGAAUACACAGGCUAUCCGACUCAGAUAUCAAUAAACUUUUAACAGAUACGAUUAUCAUCUUCCUAAUAACAAAUGUUAAUUUAAUAACUGCAUUAUUGUUUUAGUAUGGCUUGACUAAAGCCUGUCCUUCAGUCCUAUUCAAAACGUAUCAAACUAUGAGAACAGCUGUAGAUUUAGGCUACACAUUAGAACAAAAAUAGGUUACUUUCCCCAACCACAAAGCUGCUUGCGUUGAUACUUUUGUCUAAACGAGUAGAAGUCUUCCUGUGUUCCUCCAUAAAGGAAUGUUGUGUCUUAAGCAUACUUUCUUUCCUUGUUUUCUCCAAUGCCAGCACUUUAACAUGAUAUGCCAGACACUGUGUUUCUAGACAAUUUUAGUAGUAAACUAGGUAUAUUAAACACUAGGUACAUUGUAUCACAUUUAGUGAGAUAGAUUUAUGUUUUAUACCACAGAUAACAGUUAUCAAACAGAUUGUAAUUAUUUUAUCACAGUUCUCUGUGUUGAUUGCAGUCCAAUGAAAACACAGCAUGACUAUUAGAUUUUAUUAAUUACAAGCAACAUGUGCAGAAGUUACAUGUACUAGCCCAGAAAGAACGGUGUCCUUUUUGUUCAAAUUGUGCCUGUUCAGCUAUUUUAUGUACGUUGCGAUGCAUUUCCAUGUGUGUCUAUCAUUCCUGUCUGCAUGUUCUGGGCUGGACAGAGAUAUGGAAUGCUGUGCAAUAGAUGUGGUGACUUAACUGAGAUGUGAAGAAAUUGUCAUGCAAGACAUUGUUGGGACGAUUGAUUGGUAUCGACUUAGUGAAGAAGAGGGAUUUGGAUGCCCUCAUGAAAGUCAUCCCUAUUUUAAUUGUAAUGUAUUUCAUAUCUUUGGACCAAUAACGUUCUUUACAUUGUUCUUUAGAUAACUACAAAGAAGGCAAUAAAGAUAAAGUUUAUUUUCUUCCAUUUUUGGAAGCUACUCAUGUAUAGUUUUAUAUUUUUCCAUGUAUAUUUAUUUACAUGUCACAUAUUUUACCUCUAAUGAUGAGAGUAUUCAAUUCUUAGAAUGAUGAACUAUUGGAGAAUGAUCUAUAUGAAUGCUUAAUAAAUAUGUUAAAAUGAA
Molecule: messenger RNA, 3095 nt
Organism: Myxocyprinus asiaticus (Chinese sucker)
Lineage: Eukaryota; Metazoa; Chordata; Actinopteri; Cypriniformes; Catostomidae
Product: serine/threonine-protein kinase Sgk1-like
Exons: 12
Coding region: 126-1400 (424 amino acids)
Biological process (GO): protein phosphorylation
Molecular function (GO): phosphatidylinositol binding; ATP binding; protein serine/threonine kinase activity
Source: RefSeq, a predicted model, not a curated record